Messenger RNA from Syngnathoides biaculeatus (alligator pipefish), 3055 nucleotides. Its product is annotated as RUN domain-containing protein 3A-like. The record is from RefSeq and is a predicted model, not a curated record. The coding region runs from base 37 to 1383 and encodes 448 amino acids. Lineage: Eukaryota; Metazoa; Chordata; Actinopteri; Syngnathiformes; Syngnathidae. The transcript is spliced from 11 exons. Gene Ontology annotation, cellular component: cytosol.
UCCAUAGCGGGAGGGGGGGGGGGUGGAGGCUGCCGGAUGGAGCCCGGCUGCUGCGUGGCCAUGGGCGAAGUGUCGAAGAGAGCAUCCGGUCGGAAUGUGGCGGUGGAGAGGAGGAACCUCAUCACCGUCUGCAGGUUUUCGGUGAAGACCCUCCUCGAGAAAUACACGGCCGAGCCCAUCGAUGACUCAUCCGAGGAGUUCAUCAACUUUGCGGCCAUCCUGGAGCACAUUCUCAGCCACUGUUUUAAAGGCUCCGGUAGCUGGUUCGACGGCCAGAGGAGUUUCUGGGACUACAUUCGACUGGCUUGCGCCAAACUGCCCAACAGCUGCAUUAGCAGCAUCGAGAGUAUGGAGAACAUCAGCCCCUCGCGGGCAAAAGGGCGAGCCUGGAUCAGGGUUGCCCUUAUGGAGAAGAGGUUGUCAGAAUAUAUAGCUACGGCCUUAAGGGACACAAGAACAACAAGGCGCUUUUACGCAGAAGGAGCAAUCAUGCUAAGAGAAGAAGCCAGCGUGCUAACUGGGAUGCUCAUAGGCCUCGGAGCCAUAGACUUUAGUUUUUGUCUAAAAGGGGAAGCCUUGGACGGAAAAUCCUCCGCAGUUAUCGAUUACACACCAUAUUUGAAAUUCACACAAAGCUACGACUACGUGAGCGACGACGACGACCGGCAGAGUGUCGACAGCAGCACGAGCGAUGACAGCAUCCCCGAGCACCCUUACGUACCGCUGGUCGCGGACGAGGAGAGCUGGAGCACAAAGUGUCGCAAGAUGGAGCAGAGGUUCAAGAUUGUUCAUGCUCAGAAGGGUUACUUGGAGGAGCUGGUGCGGCUGCGAGAGUCCCAGCUGAAGAACACGGAGGCGGAGAACAAGCGACUGAAGGCCCGGCUGGAUGAGCUGCAAGGGCAAAGUCAGCAGGAGAGGAAAGAGCUGGAGACCGUCGUCCUCGAGCUUCAGGAGCAACUAACCUGUUUGAUUCCGUGCGACACUAGCCACUUGGCCAAGGACCUGACCAUCCCGUUGGUGAACCAGUGGCCUCUGCGCGAGCCGUAUGACAGUCAAGACCACGUCAAGCUCCUCCGCAGGAGGAGUUUCCCCAGCACGGAGCUGCUGUCUGUGGAGAUCAGCCUGGACUCAGACCCUCUCAGGCCCGAGGGGAAGCAGAACGGAGGCGCCUGGUGCACAGAAAAGGACUACACCCCUUCCCUGAUGGGACUUUGUGGCUCCUUGGGCUCCUUUCCAAGCUGCAAGUCCCUAUCGAGCCUCAAGUCCAGUGAGUGCCUGGUCAACAUCAGCACAGAGAACAGUCCUGCCCUCUCUCCCAGCUUGGGGCCACCAAAACCUGCACGACUGUCCGCUUUCCAGACACCCAAAGACAAUUCAGUGUGAAACAAAAGGUCAUCAUAACACAUCUUCAACUUUCAUCCAUUUUUUUUUCCCCCCGCCUGUACUUCUCUUGACUUACGCCAUUUUUUUAUGUGUUUGCGAAAGAGUAGCGGGACUUUCCAAGAAAAAAAAAAACGUCUGCGUUACUGGCAGAUGGCCUUCUUCUCGCUGACUAUUGUCAGCUUGGCCCUGUUGUCGUUUCAAUGUCACUGUUUUAUCACUCAGCGCAUCAUUUCAUCCUGACGGUUGCGUUAUCGGAGCAGACGAGUUCGUAACGGCAAGAGAAACAAACGCGCUGUUUCCUAGCUGCUCUUAAAGUUCCUGUAAAGUGAAUUUGUUUCUGGAUACAUGAUGCGUAUUUGGGGAUAAUUGCUACAAACGUGUGCUAAGACUGAGAACUAUGUAGUACUCAAUUGUGGAAGUACGGUGUUAAACAGUUUUGCAAACUUUUAGGGCUCAGUUUUAAAAUGGCACCACUUGACGCGCUUUGGAGUCUGGCCCGAGUCAUUGCUUCCUCGCUGUGUACUGUAAAAACUUUAAGCACCUUUGUUCGCAUCAGCAUGUAUCUGGCGCAGUUUGGAUGCGCAUAUAGCUAGCUAGUUGUACCCACACCCCAGAAAUGCAUCUUCCCUCCGGAUAGUGUGCUGACGUAGCCGUUUUAGAGUGCCUUGUUGGCGGCCACGACUGCAUGCACGUCACACAGAGGAUGUCGGAAGAGAGGAUGUAAUAUUUUGAUAAUAUUUUUAAAAAUCUGACUUCACAGCCAGCCUAUGCGGCCUCAUGUGGCCGCUUAGAGCGGCUGAAUUGUAGAUAAGUGAGUACCGUGAUUCCCGGCCUACAGAGCGCACCUGUUUAUAAGCCUCGGUACACAGAAAGAGUUUAACGCUAGCGCUAGCGUUAAACUAUUUCUGUGUACCGAGGCUUAUAACCAGGUGCGCUAACGCUGGCGCCGCACUAACGCUAGCGCCGCAUCACCGCAUAAACCGCAGGGUUGAAACCGUGUGGGGAAAAAAGUCGCGGUUUGUAGGCCGGAAAUUACAGUAUACAUGUAGUCGGGGAUGGCAGACGUAUGGACAGGGCCUUUGGACUGGUGUGGCCGCUUUCGAGCGAGUGCCUUGUUGUCGCGGCAUGGAUAAGCCCCACAAUUACCUGGUGGCAGCCGGAUACGCGCAAGCCACAAGUUCAUGAUUUUAAUCAUUUGAAUUUUGCACUUCUAUUCGAUGCACUCUCCAUUUUGGUUUGUCAAAUUUCCGUGACAUUUAUUUCACUUUACAGGGACUUUAAUGCUCGACUGCAGUGACGUCUAACAAAAAGAUGAUGAUACUUUCUUGCAAGUGUAGAUGUUGCCAAAUCAAAUGGUUAGAUUUUUGGGAUAGGACAUAUUAGCUUCAAGCUUAACGAGGUUCUUCGAGGCAUUACAGCGCAAACAGACAAAUGCAAAGUACAUCACGACUAUGCAGGAUGAAUGUUACCAUUGUCGUUUUCAACCAACCGUGCGCGUCGCUGAGAAACAACCCGUUUACACUCUGUCCUUAUUAUUUGACCUGUGAACUGCUCUCUGUAGAUGACCCAUUUGUUUCUUCGCAUCAGGUAGAGUUCUGUAACCUUUGCAAAGCAAGCCCUGUGCUAUAUUGUGUUAUUUAAAUGAAAUAAACCUGCAAUUUUUUUUUUUUUU